This is a messenger RNA of Aethina tumida (small hive beetle), 3512 nucleotides long. RefSeq names its product probable ATP-dependent RNA helicase DHX34. The coding region runs from base 135 to 3494 and encodes 1119 amino acids. The record is from RefSeq and is a predicted model, not a curated record. The transcript has 5 exons. Gene Ontology annotation, cellular component: intracellular anatomical structure. Gene Ontology annotation, molecular function: ATP binding; RNA binding. Lineage: Eukaryota; Metazoa; Arthropoda; Insecta; Coleoptera; Nitidulidae. Gene Ontology annotation, biological process: nuclear-transcribed mRNA catabolic process, nonsense-mediated decay.
AUAAAAUAAUUUUCAAAUUUGGGUUAAUCUACAUUUUAUAAUAUCUAUGAUAACUGUGCAAAAAGAAACCUGUAAGUAAAACACGAAUGUUUUGGCUAUGACGUUUUUCCUAACCUAACUUCUUUGUAAACAAAAUGGAAAGAAGAAAAAGACAUUACGAAGACGAUGAACCAUCCACAUCAAGACACAAAAGAUCCAAAUCACCCAGACAAAAAGAAAUCGAAGACUAUAAACACGAACUGAACAAAUUUUUGAACGAACAUUGCAACGUUCAAAAAUGUUCGGAUUUUUGGACGUUCUACACGAAAUACAAACAAAAACAGUCUUUGGUCAGAAGCGACGUAGACAAAAACAAAAUCCUUUCUCUAAAUUUCGAAUUACCCAACACGAUUUUGUUUGAAAAGUUACCGUUGUUUGAUAAAAACGGGCAUAAAAUGAAAAUUUCACGGAGGGACUUUGAGGAAUUUUUAUUAGUAGUACGUGUAUAUCAAGACUUCCAACAGAAGAUGAAGUUUUCAAAGCUCAAAAAGAUCCGGAAUGCACAAAAAGAUCUACCAAUUGCGCAACAUAAAGAAGAAAUUAUCAACUGUUUGUCAACUAAUAAGGUAUUGCUUGUUGCUGGUGACACUGGAUGUGGCAAAUCUACACAAGUACCACAGUAUGUAUUAGAGGCGGGAUACAAAAAGAUAGUCUGCACACAACCAAGGAGAAUUGCUUGUGUUUCAUUGGCGAAACGAGUCGCAUACGAAACUUUAACAGAUUAUGGGAGUACUGUAGGUUAUCAAAUCAGGUUUGAGAAGACCAAAAGAGCAGAUACAUCUAUAAUUUUCAUGACUGAAGGUUUAUUACUGAGGCAGGCAAGUGAAGAGGAGACUUUAAACUCAUAUGAUGUUAUAAUAUUGGAUGAGGUACAUGAGAGGCAUUUGCAUGGAGACUUUCUGAUAGGAAUCAUGAAAUGCAUCAUAGGCCGAAGAGAUGAUGUCAAGCUCAUUCUUAUGUCUGCCACAAUUAAUUUACAACUGUUUAGUAGUUACUUCGCCGACGAAAACGUUAAGGUGAUACAAGUACCAGGAAGAUUAUACCCAAUAGAAAUUCACUACAAACCUAUCGUCAAAGAUCCUUACGAAAGGAAGCGGGACCAUUUCGACUGUCAACCCUAUUUACAAAUCAUUCAAAUGAUCGACGAACAAUUCCAGCCUCAUCAAAAGGGUGACCUAUUAAUAUUCCUCAAUGGUUACUCAGAAAUUUCAUCCCUUGCGGAAGCGGUUCGAGAGUACGCCGAACAUAAACCACGGUGGAUCGUGUUAGAGUUACACAGCAGUCUGUCUUUGGAGGAACAGGACAAGGUCUUUGAUUAUCCCCCAGCGGGAAUACGCAAGUGCAUAAUUUCAACCAACAUAGCCGAAACGUCAGUAACAAUAGACGGCAUACGUUUUGUAAUAGACUCAGGUAAAGUUAACAGGAUGGUUUACCACACGUCAGGAGGCGUGAACAAGUUAAGCGAAACGACCAUCUCACAAGACAGUGCGAAACAAAGGGCCGGACGUGCCGGUAGAACAGGGCCGGGAAUUUGCUAUCGGAUGUACUCGGAGGACGACUUAAAAAAAUUUGAGGCGUUCACGCCUCCUGAAAUCCACUUAGUUCCGUUGGAAUCGUUGUUUUUGAAAAUGAUAUCGUUGGGCUUGUCGGACGUUACUCAGUUCCCAUUUAUCGAAAAACCGAGUGCCAGUAGUAUCGAGGAGAGCUUGGAGAAGUUGAAGUUCAGCGGUGCUUUGUCGCUGGAAGAAGAUUGUUUGGCACUGACGCCUCUUGGUGAUGCCCUCAGUCAACUACCGGUCGAUUUGAUUAUCGGAAAGAUGUUAAUCAACUCAACUGUGUUCGGGAACGUUAAUUCCAUCCUGGCAGUUGCUUCGUUGAUGAGUGUGCAAAGCCCCCUAACUCAGGAAGCGUAUAAAUCAUCCGAUGCACAGGAUUUACGUAAACCUCUGGAUUCGAAUCAUGGAGAUCCUAUUAGCCUUUUAAACUAUUACAAGGAGUGGUUGAAUAUUAAGUACAACACCACUCCGGUCGAUUACAAUCACAGGCACAGGCAAGAGAGCUCCAGAACUUGGGCGAGGAAACGUUGCAUAGAAGAGCAACGUUUCUACGAAACAACUAAGCUGGUUGAGCAGUUCAGGGAUAUACUGUGCGAGGCGAAACUGCUGCCGAAAAUCGACGACCUCGAACUAUCGAGUGCGGAACGUUCCAUACGCCACGGCGAAAUGAAAAAGCUGAAGCACAUGCGUUACGAACUGAAAAUGGAGAACAAAUCACGACAGAAGAAACAACUGAAACAACGCAGGUUCCAAGAAGAGGAGGAGGAGAAAACGGAUCUGCGCGAUGUGGAGUUUCGCAUCGCCAACGACUUCAAGAAGUUGCAGAAACUAUUGAACGAAUCGUCGGCGGACAGUCACAAGGACGUGAUGAUGUUGAAGUUGAUUUUAGCCGGCGGUUUGUACCCACAAAUUGCGUUGCCCGACGAGUUCAACUCCAGCAAGUCAGUGGCGGACAAGUUGUACCACACCAAAAAGAAAAACUUUAUAUUUUUGCGACCCAUGUCGUAUUUUGCCCUCAAUCCCGAGUUACUCGAGUUGCACAAUGACGACAUCGAGGUUCCGCCUCCCGGUUACUUUAGUAAGCGGCCUAUUAGUCGUAAGCAUCAACUGUUGAUUUACCAAUCUAUUCUGGAGACUAAAAAGGUUUACCUGGUGAACACCUUGCGCAUGCCUGUGAUACAAACGUUGAUGCUUUUUGCUAAAACAAUAGCCACCAACUUGUCCUUCACUAAAUUUGUUUUCGACGACUUUGUGUCGAUUGACGCUCCCUACUACGGACAAGGCAAAACACUUUUGUUGCGUGCAAUUGAAUUGCGCAAUAAAUGGCGGCAGAAACUAGAGACUAAACUGCGAGACCCGCAAGUGGUACAUGACGAUAAAAGGGACAUCUUUGAUUUUACUGAAGACUUGGUACGUUUCAUGCAAAGUGAUGUAAGUUACAACGUUAAACGUCUCUUGCCCGCCGAUUUAAAGUCCAUCUAUACCGAGCGCUCAGACUUCUACACAAACAUAACUUCUUCAGGCAUCAAAGGCCCUAAUCCUUUAGACAAAAACUUUACAAUACGCGUUAAUAAUGAACUAGGAGGUUAUAACGUAACGGAAAAUGUAAUUUACGGUUGUCUGAUAGAGGAGGAGUGGUCAGCAAAUAUCGAAGAGACGAUAACACAGCAAGAGCAUGAAUGUAAAUACUGUAGGGCGGAGUUAAGGGGGCGUGGCACUUGGGAGACAAUGCAGCACGAACAGUCCUGUCGGGUGGACGUCAAGGUUGAAGUUGUGGAAGAGGCGACCACUUCAACAACUGUUAAAGCGAAUUCGAAACCGUUUUCUUGUUCAGUUUGUAAUAAGGAAUUGCUUUUAACCCCCGUUGAGAUACUUAGGCAUAAGAAAAAUUGUAAAUAAAGGUUUUUAUAGUUAUUA